AUGUGGCCUAAAGGACCGUUUAGUCGAUCGCGACGGCCGGCUGACAACAACCCCACACCGGAUGAUAUGACGAACAUCUCGGCUUCUGCGGAUCCCUCGCUGGUUACAAAGGACCUGCCCGCCUUGCCAAGCGCAUCAAGCUCCUCGUUGCCCCAACAGUCCGCAGCCCAGCCACUGGUGCGGGGUGCUAUCGACGACAAGAGAGACUCCACCGUCUCCCCAGAAUUAUCGCCAGAAUUUGGACCUACAGGCAGACGUGAUAGUGGAAGUAGCUUCUGCGUCUCGCCGAUCAAUGAGACUGAUCAACCUAUUCAACAUAACCGCGACAACUCUCGGACCUCUGUCAAUGCGCCGCUCCCCCAGCUCGAUGUUUCCCCCUUAGCUCCGAAACCCGCACAUCCUAUGCCAAAGGCUGUGCAAUUCGCCACACACGAAGAUCAAAGCCAACCUAUGCGCUGGGAUGAUUACUCAGGAGAACCGACUGACAACAAUAAUGGCAAAACAAGCCAGGUGAACCCGCGUAGCACUACCUUUCACAAGCCCUCCGGAUCACACGCAUCCAAUUUCCUCCAUGGGGUUCGAGAGCAACUCCAAACCAAGAAGAAGCUCGCACAGGCUCGAACCCGGAUCAGCAGUUUUUCGAAAAACGAGCCUACUACGCAGAAGGAAACUCGAGGUAGAUCAUCGUCACGUGUGCUCCCAUUAUCAGAGCAUUCCGGCAAUCACUCUGGCACGAGAGACGCGAGUCCCCGGUUCAACAAUACGCUUGGAUUCCUUCCGACGACUGUAACGACGAUCACUGCUGGUGAUCCCCCCAAAACGUUGCCAGAGAGACCGGCUACGGAGUAUGCUCCCUCGAGCAAUCCCCGAGUAUACCCAGAACGACCCAAACAGCUAGAGCAACGGAAUCGAGAUGAGAUUAGUUUUGUCGACACCAUACCCGAAAAAAUGAUGAGGCCAACCAGCGGGGGCGCCAGGAUCCAGUCCACCAUGAAGACCUACAGUCCCAACGACAGUCCGGGUGAGAGCCCGCGUGAAAGCCUUCAGCUCGACUCAAAGUCUACGGAUGACCUCCCUUCAAUUAUGUCUCGUCGACGACCAGUUCCUAUCAAUAUGCCAGGCAUGCCAGGUAUGCCGGUCUCUAAGAAGCCAGUACGAAAACCCACGCCCUCGGAGGUAACCCGGGAGCCGACGUUGACCGUUCAGAAUCCCAUCGAGGAUCAGCCGAAGGAUGCAGUAGGCCGGAUCGAGUCUCUCGAGGCAAAACGAGAUGAACUCGCGAAGCGCAGGCACAACCUGGAAACGGUCAUCCAUGAAUUGACUCGGGUGAUCCAGCCCGGUUCUUUCGUAUAUGACGUGGCCGCGAAGGCAGAAGUGAAGAAGAGUGUGCAGAGCAUCGAAAAUGAGAUUGCGGAGAUUAAGCGUGAGGAGCACGAACUUGGCUUAAAGGUCGCGCGAGCUUGGAGACGGCUGGACGAGAAGGAGAAUAAUGGCGAUGGCAGUAAUCUCUGGAUCAAGCGCGUCACGAGUUGA
Messenger RNA from Penicillium manginii, 1533 nucleotides. RefSeq lists its product as uncharacterized. The transcript has 2 exons. NCBI's taxonomy places the organism in Eukaryota, Fungi, Ascomycota, Eurotiomycetes, Eurotiales, Aspergillaceae. The record is from RefSeq and is a predicted model, not a curated record. The coding region runs from base 1 to 1533 and encodes 510 amino acids.